AAUAAUCUUUCUCUACCCUUCGAAAACUCUACUCUGCAACUUAUUUCUCCUAGAACAAUGACCCAGUAAUUAAAUCACAGAUAUUGACCUUGCACUGACAUCGAUCAGACCUCUGCAUACUUGUUGUAUCUUUGAUCUAAAAACUAUGGAAGAAUUGAAGUUACAUGGGUUUUGGCCAAGCUCAUAUAGUAGCAGAGUGACAUGGGCACUGAAACUGAAGGGUGUUGAAUACGAAUACAUAGAAGAAAAUCUUUCUAACAAGAGUGAGUUGCUCUUGAAGUACAACCCUGUUCACAAGAAAAUCCCAGUCCUUGUUCAUGGUGGAAAACCAAUCGCUGAGUCGCUUGUCAUCCUUGAAUAUAUUGAAGAAACGUGGCCUAAGAAUCCAUUGCUGCCAACUCAUGCUUAUGAUAGAGCUAUAGCUCGCUUUUGGAUUCAAUAUGGAGCAGCCAAGGGUCCUUUUUUUUUCUCAGUUUUCCGAAGCAGUGGAGAAGAGCAAGAGAAGGCAGCAAAAGAGGUAUUGGCAGUGCUAAAAGUAUUGGAAGAGCAAGGCCUUGGAGACAAGAAAUUCUUCGGAGGGGAUACUAUCAAUCUAGUUGACAUUGCAUAUGGCUGGUUGCCUCAUUGGUUUGAGACCAUUCAAGAAGUGAUUGGUAUAAAAUUGCUGGAAUCAACCACUUGCCCUCGGUUGUAUGCAUGGGUUAACAAUUUCAAGGAAGUUCCUGUCAUCAAAGAAAAUCUUCCUGACCCUGAGAAACUCUUGGCUCAUAUCAAGAACAUAAGGGAGAAGCUUGUCGCAGAAAAAACCGAUUGAUGCAGGGUUAUAAUUAAUAAGUUGCAGAGUUCUGAAAAUUAAUUAUUCAAAAUAUUGUAAUACUUUCAUAUUCUUGUAAUUUUGGUUUGGGUGUGAUGGCUUUGAUUUUACCAAGAUGCUGGCUGUCUGGUUUGCUCUAUCCACUAUCAUGAUAGAUCUUUUUUCUUUCUUUAUUUUAAAUAAAGGCAUAGUAAACUUAUUUGAAAUUCAUUAGAAAUA
Pistacia vera is the source of this 1033-nucleotide messenger RNA. RefSeq names its product probable glutathione S-transferase. Gene Ontology annotation, molecular function: glutathione transferase activity. Bases 146 to 814 code for a protein of 222 amino acids. NCBI's taxonomy places the organism in Eukaryota, Viridiplantae, Streptophyta, Magnoliopsida, Sapindales, Anacardiaceae. Gene Ontology annotation, cellular component: cytoplasm. The transcript has 2 exons. Gene Ontology annotation, biological process: glutathione metabolic process. The record is from RefSeq and is a predicted model, not a curated record.